This is a messenger RNA of Cyclocybe aegerita, 1857 nucleotides long. The record is from the annotation of a GenBank genome assembly. Lineage: Eukaryota; Fungi; Basidiomycota; Agaricomycetes; Agaricales; Hemipholiotaceae.
AUGUCAGAACCAAAAACCUCCAAACGAAAACGUACUGAACGGCCAGAUGAAGAGGCAUCGCGCUCUGAAGACACCGUGACGCGUUCGGAAAAGUACUGGUUCGACGACGGGAAUGUCGUACUUCAGGCGGAGGGCACACAGUUCCGCGUGCAUCGAUCGUUCCUCGCACUCCAAUCUCCUGUUUUUGCAGACAUGUUCUCGAUACCUCAACCUCCCAAAGGCGAAGGUCUUGUGGACGGCUGUCCCGUUGUGCAUCUGCAGGACUCUUCGAAGGAUAUCGACAAUUUGCUUGGGCUAUUGUUUGGGUGGCCAUAUGUCCAAGAUGUCUCUGGUCAUUGGGUUCAGUUAUACGCGCCAACCAUGGUGACUUCUCAGUCUGUCCCUACUGCAACUCAUGGAUUUCCUGCUGUGUCCCAGAAUGAAACUGCCCCGACUCGCCCCCAUAAUAACAUGGAGGAUGGUCCAAACCAACCGCUUUCUGAGGCUCUUGUGAUUGUUACAUCCACUCGAGCCCCGACAGCCGGCCCUUCUACUGCAGUGAUCGAUCCGGCGCUUUUACCUCUUCCUGAGGUCUCGGACGACGACCUCUCUGACCCGGUCACAAUUGUGAAGUCCCAGGGCCAUGCCACUGCGAAGAAGGUCGCUGGAUCACGUCAGAAGGGCAAGGGCAAACAGCGCGCUGUACUAACCGAGUCUCGCGAUAAGGGAAAGGAGAAGGCCACCGCUCGCAAGCGCAGGCAUGCCUCGGAUGAUGAAGAAGUUGAGGUAGUAGCCAAGCGUGGCCGUCCCAAGGGUGCUGGCAACUACACUGCAGACGAGGUUGAUGCCCUCCUUGACUUUGUCGAGGAGGAGCUCCCUCUUGGCCAACGCGGGUGGCAGUCCAUCCACCGUGGUUUCACUCGCUGGGCUCGUCGUAACGAUGCUGCUGAACGCACGUUAAAGUCUCUGGAGACCAAGUUCAAACAGCUUGUUAAGACCACGAAGCCCACUGGUGAUGCCUAUUGUCCCCCGGACGUCAAACGAGCACACAAGAUUGACGGGCGUAUCAACGAGAGGGCUGCCACCCGCGAUCUCAACGACUCCGACUUCGAUGAUGCUGCUCAGUUGACUGGUGGAUCUGAAGAUGACGACGACAAUGCCGACGACAUCCCAGAGGCGCCGAAGAAAUCGAGGAAGGCGGCAUCCGCUGGCAACCGUGGUAUCCAGAAUGCUAUCAUCCGCCGACCUGACCCCGCUGUCCAGCGCCGCUCUUGGUCAAACAACGUCGACCUCAUCGGAAAGCUUGCCAAUGCCUUUGAUCCGAGUGUCCAACAAGCUCGUGAUGAGGAACACGCCAACCUUACCAUUGAGUCGCUCCGCUCCCAGCUCUCUACUCUCCAGACCCAGGUUCAUGAGGCCCAGCGAGCCCGCGAUCGUGCUGAGUUGCAGUUGCAGCUCAUUGAAGAGGGUAGCCGCCAGUCUCGACCUUUCAGGAGGAGCCGCCACAAUGGGUAUGUCAAGCGCUCGAAGUCCACAAAGCGUUCAGUCCAGCGUGUCCAGGGAAAGAUGCAUUGCAAGGAGAGGUACCCGGAGGGAGGUAUACACAUGUACUGGGUCACGGAUCCCUCCUCUACCUCGGGUGAGAGUGAUAAGGAGAACGAGGACCCCAAUUUCUUCUGUCGCCGCUGUGACAUUGACUAUAGAGACCAGCCUUCGUCGUCGUCGUCGUCAGGCCAUCACUUUGGCAUAGAGUUGCAAGCUUUGACUACUUCCCAGCCCAAUGCUGCCACUGCCACAGCUGGCAAGGACCAAGAUGGUGAGGAGGGUGACCAUGACGAUAUAUACGUCAAGGAUGCUGAUGGGCCCAAGGACGAGUAG